GUGCCACUUUAUGAGCUGUGCGAGUGCUGAGCUUCUCCGGUCGGCCCUGACCAGCCUUCCCAGCGUGUGGUUGGGAAAAGCCUGCCUCAGUCUUCUGGGGCACUGACACCGCUGAGCGUUUGGGAGUGCUGUGUAAAUAUAGCCAAGACACGAUCCCCCACACUAGCCAUUCCACCAGCCCGUGGGCAGAAGCAGGGCUGUGAAGGGAGGAGGACGUCUGACAGCAGAUAUCGACUGGAUGUUGUCCUGGAAGCUCAUUUGCUGAGAGGGAAAUUAAGUUUUCAGAGAAAGAAGUGGAAAGGAAAGAGCGACAAGCUGCCCCUCCCCUCCUCCCUGCUUUUCUCUCUCUCUCAGCCACGCUCUCACAUCUUUCAGUGCUUUCCUCUGUGUGUCCCUCCACGCUGCAACCUGCUCUGACUGGGAGGACUGGGUGCUGCAGUCGUUUUUCUGCUUCACGUUUCUAGCACGACCUCUGAACCAAAAGCAGGACAAGAAAAAAUCCGACCAGACACAAGCAGCCCCCCCUGACUGGCGAAUCUGGAGUUGGGCAGCGGAGAGCGUACAUCGUUUGUUGACAAAAGGUUUCUGCUCUAGGAUUACCUUCCCUUUGACUGACACGUCCCCCGACCUCUGACCUGCGGCCUGGGAGCUCGGCGAACUGGUGGGGGCACAAGAUGGGUCAGCCUCAUCAUGAGCCAAUGAUGUGCUUGGAAUCGGUAAGGAUGAGAUCCAGAAAAAAUGCUGUGGAGAGUCCAACCAGUGGGCAAGCGAUCGCCCCCCAGCUGACCGGCGUCACCCGAGAAGAUGUGGACGAGAAUGUCCAGGGUUCCAAGAAAAGGAGAGUGAAACCCCGACAGGAGAAAGAGGAGGAGAACCUGUCAGCCAGGACGGCAAAAGGACCUCAGAAAAGCCCAGAGUCCGGGGUACAAAAACCAGGACUGAAGGAGCUUCCCAAAGAGGCCCUGCUGAAGCUGCUGGGAGUCAUGGAGGGCGAGGUGCAGGCGCGGGAUGACGUCAUUCACAUGCUGAAGUCGGAGCGGCUCCGCCCAGAGGCCCUGGAAGAGCAGUACGGCUCAGCGACUCCCUCCCGCGUCCUGCAGGCCCUGCAGCGGGACGGGCUAUUCACCAAGUCCCUCAGCGACGACGUGUACCAGCUGCCAAUGGUAAAGCUGGAUCACCUGGAGGAGAAGCACCGUGAGACGUAUCGGAGGAUGCUGGAGCAGCUGCUGAUAGCUGAGAAGUGCCACCGGCGCACCAUCCAUGAGCUGGACAAGGAGAAGCGCAAGCAUGUGGACUACAUGAACAAGAGUGACGACUUUACCAGCCUGCUGGAGCAGGACAGGGAGAGAUUAAAGAGGCUUCUGGAACAAGAAAAGGCAUGUCAGGCACGUAAAGACAAGGAUCACAAACAGCGACUGGAGAAGGUGAGAGAGGAACUGGCCAAACUGAAGUCCUUUGCCCUAAUGCUGGUGGAUGAGAGGCAAUUACACGUGGAGCAGAUUGGUCAGCAGGCCCAGAAAUUCCAAGAUCUCAACAAGAAGCUCCGUGAGAAAGAGCAGAGGGUGGAAACCAUUAGCAGAAAGAGCGAAGAGGACGGUCAAAGAAUUCUUAAGCUUCAGUUGGAGCUGGAGCACAAGGCAACUAAGUUUGUGCAAGACCAUGAAGAGAUGAUUGCAAAGCUGGCCGUCCAGGAGACCCAAAACCGACAGCUACAACAGAAGCUGGCUAGCCUUAGUCGACAUCUCGAAGAGCUUGAACAAAGCAACAAGAUUCUGCAGAAGUCUGAGGAGGAGCUGCAGGAGCUGAGGGACAAGAUCAGCAGGGGGGAAUGUGGCAACUCAAGCCUGAUGGCUGAGCUGGAGAACCUGCGCAAGAGGGUCCUGGAGAUGGAAGGCAAAGAUGAAGAGAUCAUGAAGACAGAAUCUCGGUGCAGGGAGCUACAGAGGAGACUGCAGGAUGAGGAGAACAGCAGCAGGGAUCUAAAGCAAGAAGUGGAGAAACUGCAGAAGAGAAUGGCUGAGAUGGAAAAGCUGGAGGUGGUGUUUAAUCGGAACAGAUCGGAAUGUGAGCGGCUGCACGUCACGUUGGAAAAAGAGAAAAGUCUGACAAAAGAGAUGACUAGAGAUCUGGAGACGAUGAAAAACAGAGUCAAGGAACUAGAGUCUUCAGAAUCACGACUUGAAAAGGCCGAAAAUAGUUUAAAGGACGAUCUACAGAAGCUGAAGUCUUUCACCGUGAUACUGGUAGACGAAAGAAAGAAUAUGGCAGAAAGAAUUAAACACAUGGAAAAGAAGAAUGAGGAUUUGAAUAAGAACUUUAAAGCAGAGGAAGCCAAGGUCACUGAGGUUACAGAGAAGCUGAUUGAGGAGAGCAAAAAGCUUCUCAAAUUAAAAUCAGAAAUGGAAGCUAAGGUGACAGACCUCACAAAGGAGAAUGAGGAACUCAAGUGCAAGCUAGCAUGUGAAGAGGAGAAGUGCCAUAAUCUGAGCUCGGAAGCUAUUCGAAUGAGGAAGAGGCUGGACAGCUUAGAGGAAGCCGAUCGGGAAUCUGCUAGAGGCAGGAUCAAGAUAGAGCUUGGAAGACUUGGAAGUGAAGAUAAUAAAGUUAAGGAGCUCACAAUGGAGAUCGAAAGGCUAAAGAAUCGUUUGCAGCAGCUUGAGGUUGUGGAAGGGGAUCUGAUGAAGACUGAGGAUGAGUAUGACUUGCUAGAGAGGAAGUUCAGGACAGAACAAGACAAGACAAAUGUGCUCUCUCAGUUGCUGGAGGAAAUGAAGGCUCAGAUCGCCAGGAACAAAGCCAUUGAGAAGGGAGAGGCCGUGAGUCAGGAAGCAGAGCUGAGACAGCGAUGCAAGAUAGAAGAAGCUAAAACAAGGGACCUUCAGGCCGAUGUCCAAGCUCUCAAGGAGAAGAUUCAUGAGCUCAUGAACAAAGAGGACCAGCUGACUCAGCUUCAGGUAGAAUACUCUGUUCUACAGCAGAGGUUCAUCGAAGAAGAGAACAAAAAGAAAAACAUGAACCAGGAGGUUAUCAACCUCACCAAGGAACUGGAGGUGACCAAGCGGUACAGCCGUGCUCUGCGGCCCAGUGUUAACGGCAGGCGGAUGGUAGAUGUGCCUUUAGCUUCCACAGGGGUUCAGACUGAUGCAGGCACUAGCGAGUCUGCGGAGGAGGACACGGCAGCUGUGUUCAUCAGGAAAUCUGUCCUCGAGGAAAACCACAUCAUGAGCAACCUUCGGCAGAAAGGCCUGAAGAAGCCCGUUCUGGAGCGCUACCCCCCCGCCGCCAGUGAGAUGAACAUCAGUAAAUCAUGGACACCCUGGAUGAGAAAGAAGGACACAGUCAGCCGCGGCAGACAGGAAAAAACAAAUCACAGUAACGAGGAGCCCGAGAUGACCGUGUCCCAGAUGCCAGGACGGCCUCUGCACAUCAAGGUAACGCCGGACCAUGAAAACAGCAGGGCUACGCUGGAGAUCACCGGCCCCCGUGCGGAGGACUUCUUUUCCAGCACAACCAUAAUCCCCACCCUGGGUCUGCAGGCGCCACGGAUCACCAUUGUCCCCACACCCACUAAGGUAUCACCCAGAAACAAUGGCCCUGAGAUUGCAGGGGGACAGGAUGCAGAGCGGACCAAGUCGCCCGUCACGAUCACUGCUAUUUCCAGGGCCAAAUCGCCAGAGAGAGACCAGCCAACUUCAUCACCUCUGUCCCCAGUCUCCAUCAUAACUGUCAGCACCUCCCCCAUUUCUGACUCCACCAGCUCGACGGAGACGCGGGAGCCCUUCACAGGCCGCAAGGUGCUGAAGAUGGCCCCCGAUAAGCAGGGCGCAGCCACACCCACCCGAAAGUACAGCUCCAACGGCAACAUCAUCACCACGGAGGACAACAAAAUCCACAUCCACCUGGCAGCGCCAUUCAAGCGGCUGACGGAGGCUGGACCCUCCAUCACGGUGAGGCCUGUCACCAUGGCAACGGUCAACAAAGAGGUCACGGGUACCGUUCGGCGAUCUCCAAGUCACAGCGUCCCCGUGACUGGAAAGAGCUCCCCCAGCAAGAUCAUGAGCAGCAUCAUCAUCAACCCCAUCGCCUCUGCCCCCUCACGGCCCACACAGUCUGUGCACAGGCAGGACGUGCAGUCACCUCCAUCUGCAUCCACACGCAUCCCUCUUUCGAAAGCAUGCCUGUGUCUAUGCGAGCGCCUUCUGCCUGUGCCUCUGGCAAGCCUGUGCUGUUAUUAACCCUCACCUGUGCUGGGGGUAGGCGCAUACUUAUAUUUACUGAUUCUUUCUGUGUGUGAUGUCUUCCCCAUGACUUCAUGUACAAUCACUGCAUGUACCAGCCCUGCAAAGAAACUGCAGUCAUCAUGUUCAUUAGUACAAUGUGACUAUCUCCCCCCUAAUGAUGGGGCAACAUUUCUAAUAGUGCUUACUAAUAGUAAGAAUACUUAUGGUCUAGAGUGGAACUUCCACAUCUGGAAAAACUCCAGUGCAUACAUUUAUAAUGGCUAUGAAGUUAUAGUAGGGUAGACAUUUUUGUUAAAUACAUAUGUAAAUAAAAGAUUUACAACUAAGCUGUCUGAAAGCCUGUUCAAUACACCUAACAUGAACAGGGCAAUUUACUGUGCCUUAAUAUUUGAUACUGAAUAUUUGAUAAUUACAAAUGAUCAGCUGUAAACUGGAACAGCAUCCUUACAAAUCCAUGCUUGCACGCUUAUGUGCUCGGUUAAAGGCAUGUCCUAAAAGGCAAUUAAGUUAUAAUAAACAUAUAAUGUAUUUUCAUUAUAUCAAAAAACUGAAAAAGUGAAGUUCCAAAGCUCUUCUUGCCUAAGUAUCUCAUAUUUCAGUAUUCAAAUGUGGGCAUUAUUUAGAAUUAUACAAAUUAUAUUUUGUGUGAUUACAAGAGAUGUCUUCUGAAAACUACUUUCUCAUCUUUUCAUUCAGAAAAUAAAGGAGCAAUUUAAUUAAAAGAAUAAGACUAUGUAUAUAUGUAGGAGUUAAAUAUAAUGGCAAUGUUCUGAGUUUUAGGCAAAGUAAAAGAAUUAGAUGAAAUGAAACUGCAUAGGUUUCACAGUGAAGGAUUCCAAAAAUGAGUUUAAAUCUAUUGCAUCUGUAAUUCUGUCUCAAGAGAUUUACCGAAUUUUUAAAAAAUUAUUAUAACUGAAUAUGGAAGAAUACUUUUCUGUCAGAGGGUAACAUUUAUAAAUCAUGGAAAUACAGUAAAAGUUCCCACUGUAAUAAUAUACGGUUACACUGGCCAGUGGAGGUUGUUGCAUAAUAUGCUCUGAUACGGUAGCAAUCAUUUUCUCUCCAUGCUGUCAGACUAUAUAAAUACACGUGUCACCAGUCCAGCCCGUGCCAGUUUCACACGAUUCUGCUCUUCAUUCCAUAGCUCCCCAAAAUCAUGCUAGCAGUAAAUAGAAUAUUGUUUUAGAAGGAAACGUAGGAAGUAACCAAAACAAUGAACAACAACAAAUGGAAAGCGAGCAAUAAACAUUAAAACAUGCAGUAAAUAAUUUGUGACCUGUGAAAUACAAGGCCCAGUUUAGACUUGGUGUCUUGGGCGACUGGAUCGCAAACAGACAGCACUAAUGAAAUCUGAACAAAAGUAAUGAAAUCUGAAAACAGGUAGCCCAAGUAGCUACACAACGUGGAGAUGCUUGGUAAACACAGGUGUAAACGGCGAUGGCUCUCAGCUGCCGAUGUCUGAUCCGAUCUCCCAAGACGCAUUUUAACACCAAGUGUAAACAGGUUCUAAAUGUCUGCGGUGUCAGCUAUACAGCUCCGUCAAGUGGAUUUUUUAACAAUAUACUAGUGAAUACUUUAUGAGAAAGAAUGUUGAAGUUCAUUUUUACACCAUGAUAUUAUGGUUUCUGGGACUCCUAAGCACUAGAUUGUCCGAGUAGAAUGUGAAUGAAGAAACUGGAGUUAAUAGAAACAGCGAUCAUUCACACAGUGAUCAUUCACACAGCGAUCAUUCACACAGCGAUCAUUUAUGUCAGCUGCAGUAAUGUGCAUGGAAAGAGAUAGGUCACACGGUGUCUCCAUAUUUUCCCAUCUAUCCAUUCACACUGCAUACAGUCAUAUUCAUUGAUGUUAUAGAAUAUGAAAAAUAAUGAUGCAUUGUGCAUUUUACCA
Messenger RNA from Brienomyrus brachyistius, 6131 nucleotides. Its product is annotated as filamin-A-interacting protein 1-like. NCBI's taxonomy places the organism in Eukaryota, Metazoa, Chordata, Actinopteri, Osteoglossiformes, Mormyridae. The coding region runs from base 675 to 4235 and encodes 1186 amino acids. The transcript is spliced from 8 exons. The record is from RefSeq and is a predicted model, not a curated record.